UCUCAUCAAGUCUCCCCCUUUGCAGGGAUCCAGGAUGAGCUGCAGUCGUUCGUGUGGCUGUAACCAUGGCAGCAAUGUGGAGGACAGCACAUGGUAUGGGGCCGAGUCCUACCCUAACCUCUUCUACAGUGACUGCAUGAUUCUCGGCGACAGCCCCGAAGGACCCCUGAUCCAGUGUAACCACCGGCCCUGUCCCUCAUUGUGCUGGAAGGUCACCGUGUCCGUGGCAUCCCUGCUUCUCCUCUUGGGUGUGGCGGCCCUGACCACUGGCUAUGCGGUGCCUCCCAAGCUUGAGCUUGUCGUUGAGAGUAAGUUCUCAUCAUUGGAUGACCCAGUAGCUGACUACAACCAAGCCCUGAUCACCUGCCGCAUGGUAGGGGCGUCGCUGUGCGGGGCAGCCGGGAUCCUGCUGGCCAUCUGCCUCUUCUUGGCCACCUCUGGUUGGAAGAGCCAGGACAUCAAGGCAGAGCCCUUGGUCACUGAAGCUGACAGCCCUGUGGAGGUGUUCAGGGAUGAGCCUGAGCAGCUGUCCCCUGUCUUCCAUGAGGCCAGCAGUCAGUCCUGGUCCUUGACUCCCACCAGCCCUUUGGGGCAGUAUUCCGUGCAGACCAGCCAGCCCCAGUGAGACUUGUAGUAAGUCUAGGCUGGGGAUGUCAGACACCUCCCUCCUCUGCUCUCCUUGCUUUCAUCAGCCUGACUUCUUCCUCUCAGUAGUGCCAAGCUCUCUAGGACCCUCAUAGUGCUCCCCACCUCCAAUCAACUCUCACCCUCUGGGACAGGGGAAAACUCAACCAAGAACUUCCAGGCUGAUGUGGAAGAAGAGAACCGGCUCCCUUCAGUUGUCCUCUGAUAAAUCCCCCCACACACACACACACACUCACAGAGAAAGGUAAUAAACAUACAAAGUCCAGGGAUUAGGAAAAGUGGAAUGUCCUUGCCCCUCAAAGUCCACCCCCUAGACAGCCAUGCCCACUGGGCCUGAUUUUAGCCCCUGGAGGCGCGAGCCUCUUCUUUCUAUGGCCGGCCCAGCACGUCCUCCUGUAGGACGCUAGAGGGCGCUCCAAGACAGCGGAGGAUCCCGGCUCUGGCAGCCCCCGCAGGCCCUCAGGGUUUCCUGCGGGGCAGGAAGAGGGUUCAAGCAAUCCCGAGACCCUCUGUGCCCCCGCGGUGUGUACCCGCCAGGUCCCUGUUUCUCAGCUCCUCCAUCUUGCCUCGGCUUUCAAUAAACAGUCGCUGUAAACCA
This is a messenger RNA of Meriones unguiculatus (Mongolian gerbil), 1243 nucleotides long. It is a transcript of the gene Nrsn2, whose product is annotated as neurensin 2. The coding region runs from base 35 to 625 and encodes 196 amino acids. Gene Ontology annotation, cellular component: neuronal cell body; transport vesicle; neuron projection. NCBI's taxonomy places the organism in Eukaryota, Metazoa, Chordata, Mammalia, Rodentia, Muridae. Gene Ontology annotation, biological process: nervous system development. The record is from RefSeq and is a predicted model, not a curated record. The transcript has 3 exons.